This is a messenger RNA of Choloepus didactylus (southern two-toed sloth), 2833 nucleotides long. RefSeq names its product SPT2 chromatin protein domain containing 1 (gene SPTY2D1). Bases 197 to 2248 code for a protein of 683 amino acids. NCBI's taxonomy places the organism in Eukaryota, Metazoa, Chordata, Mammalia, Pilosa, Megalonychidae. Gene Ontology annotation, molecular function: histone binding; DNA binding. The transcript has 6 exons. The record is from RefSeq and is a predicted model, not a curated record. Gene Ontology annotation, cellular component: nucleolus. Gene Ontology annotation, biological process: regulation of DNA-templated transcription; nucleosome assembly.
GCGGACCAAAAAGAAUAUAGGUUGCCAGAGAGAAAGGGGCGGGUAGACCGCAUUGGAACGCGCCGGAAGUGGUCGCGCUGAGUAGGGGUGGGAGAGGGCUGGCGAAGCAGUUCAUUUGGCUAUAGCUGGGCGCCUUGGUAGGGCGCACUUUCAGUCCUUUCCGAGAGCCUGGCCCAACGUCUCCUCCUCGGCCGACAUGGAUUUCAGGGAAAUUCUCCUGAUAGCUUCCAAAGGACAAGGUGUCAGCAAUGUACCGAAAAGGUACAGUUUGGCAGUGGGGCCUCCCAAAAAAGACCCAAAAGUUAAGGGUGUCCAGUCAGCUGCAGUACAGGCGUUUCUCAGAAGGAAAGAAGAGGAGCUGAGGAAGAAAACCUUAGAGGAGAAAAGGAGAAAAGAAGAACUAGUGAAAAAGCGAAUUGAGCUAAAACAUGACAAGAAAGCAAGAGCUAUGGCUAAGAGGACAAAGGAUAAUUUCCAUGGUUACGAUGGGAUUCCUGUUGAGGAAAAGUCAAAGAAGAGGCAGGCAAUGGAAAGCCACACCAGCCAGGGAACAGACCAAGAGUAUGACAUGGAAGAAGAGGAUGAAUUCUUAGAAUACAAUCAAGAGGAAUCAGAGCAGGAGUAUGAGGAAGAACAAGAACCUCCCAAAGUUGAAAGCAAACCAAAGGUCUCCCUUAAAAGUGCCCCACCACCCAUGAACUUCACUGAUCUACUCAGGCUGGCUGAGAAAAAGCAGUAUGAGCCAGUGGAGAUAAAGAUAGUGAAGAAAAAAGAAGAGCGGCCUAUGACUGCGGAAGAACUUAGGGAGCGAGAGUUCCUUGAACGAAAGCAUAGGAAAAAGAAACCUGAGACAGAUGUAAGACUACCUCCAACUGUGUCCAAAAAGGCACCCUCUCAAAAAGAAACUGUGGGCACAAAACUUAGCAAAGGUUCUGGGGACAAGCAUCCUUCCAAGGGAACUCCCCUUCCUUGUGCUGAGAAGAAAUCCAGACCCAACAUAGCCAGUGAAAAACCCUUAGGUUUGUCAUCAUCCAAAUCCAUGCCAGGAGAGAGGACCAAGGCAGGAUCUGGCAAUUGCUCCCAACCCUCACUUCGUGAGGGCCGUGACAGACCUGUUUUCAAUGGGGCAGGGAAGCCCCACUCCAGCACCUAUUCACCAAGUGUCCCAAAGACUUCUGCCAGUGGGACUCAGAAAUCUGUUACUGAGCAUAAAGCCAAAAAAUCUCCUCUUUCUCAUCCUAGCCAUUCCAGGCCUGGGCCGUUGGUCACUCCACACAAUAAGGCUAAGAGUCUAGGUGUCAGGCAGCCAGACAGCAGCUCCAACUCAGCCCCUGGGCGGCCCAGCACAGGGACAGCUCGGCCCACAGUUAAUUCUGGCCCUGUGCCUAGGCGUCAGAAUGGCAGCUCCAGCUCAGGAUCUGAGAGAUCAGUCAGUGGGACCAAGAAGCCAGCCAGUGACUCAUAUCCCUCUGGGCGGACAGUCAGUGGUCCAAGUGGCCCUGGACGACCGGCAAGCAACUCAAGUGGCCCUGGGCGGCCCAUCAGUGGCUUGGGUGGUUCUGGGAGACCUGCAGGCCGCUCUGGUGGCCCUGGGCGACCUGUGAGCAGUCCACAUGACCUUCGGCAAACAGUUAGUGGUUCAGGCCCCCCGGGGCGAUUAGUCAGUGGCCCUGGGAGAUCAGUAAGUGGCUUGGUUCCAGCUGGACGGACUGUUAGUAGUUCAGGCCCUGGAAGACCAGUGAGCAGCUUGGCACCUGGGCGAACAGUUAGUAGCUCAGGUCCCCCCUUAAAACCCAAGUGCACUGUUGUGGCAGAAACAAUUUCUUCCAAGAAUAUCAUUAGCCGGUCCAGCAAUGGACAGAUGAAUGGAAUGAAGCCUUCCCUAUCUAACUACACAUCUGCCCAAGGUCCUCAAAGGUUCCCUUUCCCUUCUGGCUACAAAAGGCAGCGAGACGAUGAAGAGGAAGAAGAUGAUGAAUAUGACUCUGAGAUGGAAGAUUUUAUUGAAGAUGAAGGAGAACCUCAGGAAGAAAUAUCCAAGCACAUUCGAGAAAUCUUUGGCUACGACAGAAAAAAAUACAAAGAUGAAAGUGAUUACGCCUUACGUUACAUGGAGAGUAGUUGGAAAGAACAGCAGAAAGAAGAAGCAAAGAGCUUAAGAUUAGGUGUGCAAGAGGAUUUAGAGGAAAUGAGACGUGAAGAAGAAGAAUUGAAGCGUCGAAAGGCCAAGAAGCUGAAGAGGCGUUAGCUGCUGCUUUUAUCUAUUUUUGUGAAAUUCUGGAGACACUCUGGUGCAAGGAAUUCUUGCCUUCAGACUGAAGAAGCCCCCUUUAUCACUUUAGAUUUAAACUUGGGUACUCAAGGAGAAGGAAUGCAUAUUGUCAUUUGCAGGCUGUCAUUUGAGCAUCAAGUAUUUUAAAAUACUUUCUAGGGUUAAAUGUGUAAUGCAGAUGAUCUUCUGCUCACUGAAUGCUCUUAUGAAGUUGACUGUUCACAGAUUCCAGCCUUGAUCCUUAUGAGCUAUGCACUCUAACGUGGGGCCACUCACCAGUCAGCCAAUCUUCUGUUGUUCCUUUGCUACUUUAAAGGAAAAAAAACAAAACAAAUAGUUGCCUCUUGACUUCCAUAAUUCUUCUAUUAAUAAAUGAGCAGGGCACUGUCCAGCUCCUAAUCAAACUUACUGUCAUUUUACGAGGAACCUGGCCUUUCUGUGAAUGUUGCCAGCAAUAAAGUGACCUGUUUUGUUUGGAUUGAGAACUUGGGAACGUAGAGUAGACUUUAUUAUUACCAUAUGGAUGUUAUCCUUGUGACUUUAAAGUAAAAAGUAAAAUUA